CCUCACCAAACCCUCGCCACGGCGGCUUCACCUACCCACCACUGCCUCUCCUUUUCUUUGGAUCCAUCGAUUCCACGUUUUAUCGAGUUCGCGGGGAGCGAGAGCGAUCGGGAGGAGCGAGAUGGGGAGCGAUGUGAAGGUCUACACCCUGACUGAGGUCUCGACACACAACACCUCCAAGGAUUGUUGGCUCAUCAUCGGCGGCAAGGUUUAUGAUGUUACCAAAUUCUUAGAGGAUCACCCUGGGGGAGACGAGGUUUUGUUGUCAUCAACUGGUAAAGAUGCAACUGAUGAUUUUGAAGAUAUUGGUCAUAGCUCUUCUGCAAGGAUAAUGAUGGAUGACUAUUAUGUUGGAGAAAUUGAUGUCACAACAAUCCCUAAGAAAGUAACCUACACUCCUCCAAAGCAACCGCACUACAACCAGGACAAAACAUCUGAGUUCAUUGUCAGGAUCCUUCAGUUUUUGGUUCCUCUCCUCAUCUUGGGAUUGGCCGUCGGCAUCAGAUUCUACACAAAAUCAGCUUAAAAAUCUUCUCACCCAUAGUGAGGGAUUUCAUAGAAAGUGGGUUUUUACAAUCUCCUAUAUAUGUAACAUUGUUACAACUUCAUAUACUUUUGUGUGGUUGCUAAAUGCUUGCUUGUGCUUCAAUUUGUGAACACGCCUAUUUGGAUUUUAUUAAGUGCCUCUAUUGUUAGUGAACUAAAUAAGCAUUAAUUCCCUAAGAGUCUUUUUAUUAA
Molecule: messenger RNA, 738 nt
Organism: Zingiber officinale
Lineage: Eukaryota; Viridiplantae; Streptophyta; Magnoliopsida; Zingiberales; Zingiberaceae
Product: cytochrome b5-like
Exons: 3
Coding region: 122-526 (134 amino acids)
Cellular component (GO): intracellular membrane-bounded organelle; membrane
Molecular function (GO): heme binding
Source: RefSeq, a predicted model, not a curated record